AUGCCGAUCAAGCCCUUAUCCUUCAAAGGCGACAAGAAGCCUUCCAAGAAACGCAAACACCAUCACCGCCACGACGACGACUCGUCUUCCGCGCUCGUCUCGACUUCCGGCGACCCUUCUUCGACCGCGGACGCUGAAGAAGACACGACCUGGACCACUCCGGACGCGGCGACCGACAUAUCCGGGCCGACGAUCCUGGUCCUCCCCACCGCUCCGCCUACGGUCCUCUCCUCCGACGCGCACGGCAACGUCUUCGCCAGCCCGCUCGAGAACAUCGUCGAGAAUGUGCCCGAGACCGCGGAGCCGCACGACGUGCGCCAGGUCUGGGUGGCCUCGUCCGUGGCAGGGACAGGCCAGAUCAACCUGAAAGCCAGCCACGGGGGUUACCUGUCGUGCGACAGCAUCGGCGUGCUGGGUGCGCGACGCGAAGCGCGCGGCCACGAGGAAGGGUUCGUCGUCGAGCAGUUUGCCACAGACGCGGGCAGGACGAGAUGGCGGCUACGGACGGCGGCGUCGAAACCGUCAGAAGGCGAUCGGGGCGCGCUCUUCAUCGCCGCGGUGACGGAGACAGCCACGUCCAAGUCCGACGAUGAGAAGAAGCAGAAGGUGUCAUUGUCACUGCGUGGCGAUGGCGAUGCCGUGUCCGAGAAUACACACCUCGUCGUCAAGAUGCAAGCGCGGUUCAAGCCGCAGGUCCAACAGAAAAAGGAGACAAAGGCCAAGGAGAAAAUAAGCCGCCGCGAACUUGAGCAGGUUGUCGGUCGGCCUUUGGAUGAUGACGAGGUCAAGAGGCUGAAGCGUGCGAAAAAAGAAGGCAACUACUACGAAGAGGUUCUCGACGUAAGAGUGAAAGGCAAACAUGACAAGUUUGCGAGCUGA
Molecule: messenger RNA, 879 nt
Organism: Exophiala spinifera
Lineage: Eukaryota; Fungi; Ascomycota; Eurotiomycetes; Chaetothyriales; Herpotrichiellaceae
Exons: 1
Coding region: 1-879 (292 amino acids)
Cellular component (GO): striated muscle dense body; catalytic step 2 spliceosome; nucleolus
Molecular function (GO): actin filament binding
Source: RefSeq, a predicted model, not a curated record